AUGAUAUUACCACGGGCAUAUGUUCUGGUCACUAGUCUUUUGGCUCUACUUGAACCAGUUAUUUCAAUCCCAUUGACGAACGAAAAUUAUGCACCUGUGGUAGAUCUGGGGUAUUCACAAUAUCGAGGUGUAUCUUUAAGCUCAGGGGUUGACCAAUACCUGGGGAUACGCUUCGCUGCACCACCUCUCGGUGAUCUGAGAUUCAGAGCUCCAAGCCCACCUCCACCAGUUUCUGGGGUUCAAAAUGCUACAGAGGUUGGCCUUGUCUGCGUAUUUCAGUUUAUGGUUUUAAUGGGAUUUAGUUUCAACCUAUAUGCUACGCUUUGGGGGCUCCGCCCGGCGGGGGUAGUACGAGUGAGUCAGAAGACUGUUUGUUUCUAAAUGUGUGGAGUCCGACAUCGGCUACUGCAGAGUCGAAAUUGCCAGUCUGGGUGUUUAUUCAGGGAGGCGGAUAUACUCAAAAUUCGAAUUUUAACUACAAUGGAUCCACUGUCGUAGAGAAGUCGGGGCAGAAUAUUGUGUUUGUGAACUUCAACUACAGGGUUGGAGCUUUUGGUUUUCUGGCGAGUGAGAAAGUCAGGCAGGACGGAGAUCUAAACGUGGGUUUACUUGAUCAGAGAAGUGUCCUAGAAUGGGUACAGUCACAUAUCGAACAGGUAAUUACUAUUUUGCUACAAUCGAAUGUCAGGUGCUAAAAUUGAUUCCAAUUAGUUUGGGGGGGAUCCAAACCAUGUGGUUAUACACGGUACUUCAGCUGGAGCUGGUUCUGUCGCGCUUCAUCUUUCUGCAUUGUAAGUUUGACAUUCCCAAAUUGGAGGGCUUUUUCUCAACCUUGCUAGUGGCGGCCGCGAUGAUGGCUUGAUUGCAGGAGCCAUUGGCCAAUCUAUCUUCUUUCCAACACAACCUCAGGUUGCAGAUCUUGAAUGGCAGUUUGAAAGAUAUGCUACGAGUGUUGGAUGCGCUGAGACAAUCGAUACCGUGUCAUGCCUCAGAUCACAAGAUUCUUCUACCCUCCAAAUGGCAAAUAUUGCCGGUCCAUACCCUGGGAAAAGCGGAGCACCAUUAUUCUACUACACCCCUACAAUCGAUGGCAGUUUCAUCCAAGAUUAUCCCUAUCGAUUGUUUGAACAAGGGAAAUUCAUCAAGGUUCCAACUAUGAUAGGAGGUAUGCAUCCUUCUUUCAAAAUUGGGACAAGCUAAUUUUCGUCCGAAACAAGGUGAUACAGACGAAGGAUCCUACUUCGGCGCAAAUGCUUCUUCUCCUGCUGAAGUGGCUGCAUUUAUGGAAAACAAUUAUCCAAGAUUGACAUCUUCAGACACGGAUGCCAUCAAUGCAGUAUAUCCUGUGAUGGCACCACUACCCCAGCACAAUGCUUAUUUCCCAUCAGCAUCUGCAGCCUAUGGAGAAGCCACGUUCACAUGCCCAGGUAACUACAUCUCAAAUUUGUCUGCAAUGAACGACCAAACAAAAAUAUGGAAUUACCGUUAUGAUGUAUUAUCAGUUGAAAACGUCGAGGCUGGCCUUGGGGUUCCUCAUACCUUCGAGACACCUGCAGUAUUUGGCCUUGGAAACACCAGGGACGACAUCGGAUCCAGUAGUUACGGCACCUACAACGCAGACGUCAUCCCGAUAAUGAUGAACUAUUUCAUAAGCUUCAUCAGGGACUUGAAUCCCAACACGUACAAAUACUCAGCAGCACCAGUUUGGGAAGAUUUUGGAGAUCCAACAUUAGAAGGACGUCGACUGCUUUUUCAGACUAAUUUAACCCAGAUGGAAGAGAUACCAAAGGAACAGACUCUCAGGUGCGAAUUUUGGAAAGAAUUGGCAAUCACAAUGCAACAGUAAUAGGAAAUAAUGAACGUGAUUAUCAGGUUUCCGAGUUGCUAGGUAAUGAACGAGAAUCAAAAGUCGACAUCCUUCAGGGAGUUCGCUAGCC
This is a messenger RNA of Hymenoscyphus albidus, 1937 nucleotides long. NCBI's taxonomy places the organism in Eukaryota, Fungi, Ascomycota, Leotiomycetes, Helotiales, Helotiaceae. The record is from the annotation of a GenBank genome assembly.